Molecule: messenger RNA, 337 nt
Organism: Salvia splendens (bonfire salvia)
Lineage: Eukaryota; Viridiplantae; Streptophyta; Magnoliopsida; Lamiales; Lamiaceae
Product: BTB/POZ and TAZ domain-containing protein 1-like
Exons: 2
Coding region: 50-322 (90 amino acids)
Cellular component (GO): nucleus
Molecular function (GO): protein binding
Source: RefSeq, a predicted model, not a curated record
CAAUCUCUCCACGCAAAAAGCGACCUCAAAAACUAGUAUUUUAUUAAUCAUGGUGCAGCUGAAGAAGAAACUUUCCGGCAAAAUGAGACUCAAAUACACUCCUCCCUACGCCGGCGCCGGCGACAUGCCGGAACCGGAUAUGUUCGUCCUCACCUCCGCCGGUCAGCGAAUUCCGGCGCACUCUAAGAUUUUGGCAUCAGCAUCGGCGGUGCUGGAGAGCAUAAUCGAGAGGCCGGAGAAGCACCGGAGCACUGAACGGAAAAUCACGAUCUCCGGCGUACCGUACGACGCCGUCCAUGUCUUCCUCCGUUUCUCUAUUUGAAUAAGUAAGUUUGUU